This is a messenger RNA of Saccostrea cuccullata (small rock oyster), 756 nucleotides long. Its product is annotated as zinc finger MYM-type protein 3-like. The record is from RefSeq and is a predicted model, not a curated record. Lineage: Eukaryota; Metazoa; Mollusca; Bivalvia; Ostreida; Ostreidae. The transcript has 2 exons. Bases 1 to 756 code for a protein of 251 amino acids.
AUGUCGGUUGGUCGUUAUGAACAUUUUGUAAAUGACAGAGAUUUAAAAGAGUUGCAUAAUUCGACAGAAAGCAAGAACACCCGCAAGAACACAAAUUGGUCUGUAACUACGUUUAACGACUGGCGUUCCGCUCGGAUGUUGACAACAGGCGACCAGAUUUCGGAUAUUCUGUCGUUCUCUGCAGAAGAACUUAAUUUUUGGUUGUCAAGAUUCGUUGUUGAAACGCGACGCAAAGAUGGCAAAGCGUACCCUCCCAAAACACUUUACAUGCUUUGCACUGGACUUUUAAGACAUUUACGAGAAAACGGUGUGCAUUUGAAUUUUCUUGAUGAAAAGAAUUCCCAAUUUUACGAAUUCCGGAAGACUCUUAGCGCAGGAAUGGCAGAACUUACCGCACAAGGAGUGGGGACGUCUACAAAGCAGGCCGAGCCGAUUUCUGAAGAGGCAGAAAACGUUCUUUGGGAAAAGGGUCUCCUCGGCAACAAUACGGGAGAAUCUAUGUUAAAUACUGUCUUUUUCUACAAUUGCAAACUGUUCGGACUGAGGGCUGUUGACGAGCACAAAACAUUAUCUGUUGACCAGUUUGAGUUAGGUCAAGACCAGAAGGGCAAGUUUAUAAAUUUCACAGGAAGGGCAAAUAAGACAUACAAAGGUGGAUUGUAUCAGAGACGUGAGCGCGAAAUCGAUAAGACAUCACUUCCAGGGCGAAAAAGUCUACAAUAUCUAUCAGGAACACUUCAGUCUGGUGGUGAUUAA